AUGGCCGCCUCCACCAUGUCUGUCUGCUCUGACGCCUGCACCAACUCCUCCUGGCAGGUGGACGACUGCCCAGAGAGCUGCUGUGAGCCUACCUGCUGUGCCCCCAGCUGCUGCCAGUCCAGCUGCUGUGCCCCCAGCUGCUGCCAGCCCAGCUGCUGCCAGCCCAGCUGCUGUGUGCCCAGCUGUUGUGUGACCAGCUGCUGCCAGCCCAGCUGCUGUGCCCCAGCCCCCUGCCUGACCCUCAUAUGCACCCCAGUGAGCUGUGUGUCCAGCCCUUGCUGCCAAUCUGUCUGCUGCUCACCCUCAUGCUGCCAGCCCUCCUGCUGUCAAUCUUCCUGCUGUGUGCCUGUCUGCUGCAAGCCUGUCUGCUGCACACCCAUCUGCUCUGGAUCCUCCUCAUGCUGCCAGCAGUCUAGCUGCCAGCCCUCAUGCUGUCAAUCAUCCUGCUGUGUGCCUGUCUGCUGCAAGCCUGUCUGCUGCAAGCCUGUCUGCUGCAAGCCCUGCUCCAGUGUGUCCCUGCUCUGCCGCCCUGUGUGCAGACCUGCCUGCUGUGUGCCCACCUCCUCCUGCUGUGCCUCCUCCUGCCAGCCCAGCUGCUGCAAGCCCUGCUCCAGUGUGUCCCUGCUCUGCCGCCCUGCCUGCUCCCGCCAGGCCUGCUGUGGCCUCUCCUCAGGCCAAAAGUCCAGAAGCACAGAGCUCAGGACCAAAGCAGAGUCUAGCUGGAACCCUCAAGCCUCACCCCUGCAGAACCCUCAAGCCUCACCCCUGCCAUCCUACAUCUGCCCGCUAGAUCCUGUGGACGACUGCCCAGAGAGCUGCUGUGAGCCUACCUGCUGUGCCCCCAGCUGCUGUGCCCCCAGCUGCUGCCAGCCCAGCUGCUGUGCCCCAGCCCCCUGCAUUACUCUUGUCUCUUUGGGCUCUGCACCUGGCUCCGGGGCCUUCACCCCACUCCUGGGCCUGUACCUACCCCUGAGCUAUGCACCUGGCUUUGGGCUUCGCACUUGGCUCCUGGGCUCUGUAUUUGGCUUCUGGGCCUGCAUCUGGCUCUGGGCUCUGCACCUGUCCCUGGGGCCUGCAUCUGGCACUGGGCUCUGCACCUGGCUCCUGGGCUCUGUAUCUGGCUCUGGGCUCUGCCUCUGGCUGCUAGGCCUGCACCUGCCCUUUGACUAUGCAUCUGGCUCUGGGCUUUGCACCUGGCUCUGUGAGGCCUGCACCUGA
Molecule: messenger RNA, 1218 nt
Organism: Peromyscus californicus insignis
Lineage: Eukaryota; Metazoa; Chordata; Mammalia; Rodentia; Cricetidae
Product: keratin-associated protein 10-11-like
Exons: 4
Coding region: 1-1218 (405 amino acids)
Cellular component (GO): keratin filament
Source: RefSeq, a predicted model, not a curated record